GCAAAAAUGGAAGGGGCAACACUUUGGCGUCUUCAGCUGGCGCAUCAGCGCCAAUAUAAGGAGUGGGACAGGAUCGGCAGACGUUUAAAGCGGCUAACGGGCAAGAAGUCCAGUGAUUUGCUUCUCCACGAUCCGCUCCUGCAGCCGUCAUUCGUCGCCAUUAAUGGCCAGCGGAUGUGGGUACGGAUGAGUGGAGGCCAGCAAGUACCAAUACCUAUCGAAAAGAAUCGAGCAACGCAAAAACACCGAAAUGAACAGAAUAAGUCGGGUAUUAAAAUUAUACCACCCAAGAAUCCUUUAGACCUUGUCAUCGUGGGCCAACAGCUGCAUAUGCAUCAGCCACCCGGCCGACGGCAUGUGCGGCUCGAGAAUCCAUCAUCUAGGACUCACCUGCAAAUGGAGGAGUAUGUUCAUUUUCAUUCUUUCCGCAACUACUAUAAGUUUGACCACUGGGGUCCUUAUAGUCAGGAAGAAUCUUAUGCCGUGAUAGAUGCACGAUUUAUGAUGGAGCUAUUUAACGAACUGCUCAUGGAUGUUUCCAGUCCCACACAUACGAAUUCGUUUUGAUUUUGUACUUUCAAUUGUUUUAAUUUAUUCUGCUUGCAUUUACAAAUCAAAUCGGACCAUUAAACAAACAAUUUGCUUACCUAAAAUAAUAAAAGAGAGACUACACAAGUGUGCGGCAAA
Messenger RNA from Drosophila eugracilis, 687 nucleotides. RefSeq lists its product as uncharacterized. The transcript has a single exon. Bases 7 to 567 code for a protein of 186 amino acids. NCBI's taxonomy places the organism in Eukaryota, Metazoa, Arthropoda, Insecta, Diptera, Drosophilidae. The record is from RefSeq and is a predicted model, not a curated record.